Balearica regulorum gibbericeps (East African grey crowned-crane) is the source of this 1779-nucleotide messenger RNA. NCBI's taxonomy places the organism in Eukaryota, Metazoa, Chordata, Aves, Gruiformes, Gruidae. The record is from RefSeq and is a predicted model, not a curated record.
AUGAAGGGAGGACAAGCGAUGCUCCUGCAGCGGGGCUACAGAGUUACCCUGAGAAGCGCCGAGUGCAUCAUUAUGACACUUGCACAUGAACUGAAGCGGAGGAAUGUCUUGCAGGUGGAGUCACGCAGCAACUGGUCUGACCUGGUUCGUGUUAUCUCAGAUGAAGCAUGCCUGACACAAGGGAGAUCUUUCUUGGCACUACCCAACAAAGUCACAGGUGCAGCUGGGAACCCAAGCCUUGUGGAGCAACAGCAGGGGGACUAUGGGGACUGGGGGGACUGGGGAGAUCAGGGCUGGGGAGGGCAGGAAGGGCAUCUCCUGCCUGUGCAGGACUCUUUAGAGGAUCGGGGCCUGAUAGUAGAGUUUUCUAAGAAUGAUCAUCUUUCCUUUGAAGAUAAGAUUACACUUAAAAAGAUUUCCCUACUUCAUCUCAAAAUGUUUGCAAUAUGGAUCACUGCUAUUUUUCUUCUUGAUGUAGCCAGAGGAAGGGAAGUUUGCUACAAAAGGCUUGGAUGCUUCACAGAUAGCCCCCCUUGGUCUGGGAUCCCAGGGAGACAACUGGCAGGCUUGCCCAGCUCUCCAGAGGAUGUGAACACCAAUUUCCUCCUUUACACUAGAGACAACAACAUGAAAUAUCAAAAAAUUUCUGCUACAAAUCCUUCAACUAUCAAAGCUUCAAAUUUCCGAACACACAGGAAAACUCGCUUCAUUAUACACGGCCAUCUUGUUGGAGCAGACCUCCCCUGGAUAACAAAUAUAUGCAGGUUCAUGUUUCACACUGAAGAUGUGAACUGCAUUUUGACGGACUGGAGAGGUGGUUCUAAUGGUUUGUACACUGAAGCUGUUAACAAUGUCCGCAUUGUGGGGGCUGAGCUGGUAUAUCUGGUGAACCUUCUUGAGAAAGACUAUGGCUACUCUCCUGCCAACAUCCAUUUCAUCGGCCAUAGUCUUGGAGCACAUGCCGCAGGGGAGGCAGGGAGAAGGAAACCUGGCAUUGGCAGAAUAACAGGUUUGGAUCCAGCUGGGCCCCUUUUCCAGUAUACUCCCACAAUGGUUAGGCUGGAUCCUUCAGAUGCAAAAUUUGUUGAUAUAAUUCAUACUCACGCUGGUCAUCUUUUCUUUGACUUUGCUCCAGGGAUUCUUCAGACUUGUGGCCACCUGGAUUUUUACCCAAAUGGUGGGAAGAAGAUGCCAGGAUGCAAGCAGCUUCGUGUACCCCCUGCAACUCAGAAUAUCAAUGACCUUAUGAGAGCAUAUAGAUCUAUUGGAUGUGGACAUAAAAGAAGUCUCCGGUAUUAUGCUGAGAGUAUUAUCACUCCCAAUGGAUUUGUUGGGUAUCAGUGUGAAUCAUAUCGAGCUUUUGUACUGGGAGACUGCUUCCCCUGUCCGAAGGAAGGAUGCCCACUGAUGGGUCAUUAUGCUGACAAGUUUUUACAUAAAACUGAAAAAGAACAGCAAAAGGUUUAUUUAAACACAGGGCCCUCCUCUCCUUACGCUCGCUGGCGGAAAGAGAUACGUGUCAGAGUAUCUGCGACAGAAACCAUGAAAGGAAGUAUAGAUGUAGCCUUGACUGGAACUAAUGGGAUCAGGAAAAAAUAUACAAUUGACAGGGGCACUUUCAAACCAGGCAAUACAUACUUGAACUACGUUGAUACAGAAAUUUCUGGGAACAUUUCAAAAGUUGAGUUUCUCUGGAAAAAGCACCUGGGUCAUGUACACAGAGGCUGCAUGGGAGCUGAAGAAGUAACAAUAAUAUCUGGGGAAAAUGGAAACGUGUGA